Messenger RNA from Myripristis murdjan (pinecone soldierfish), 3636 nucleotides. It is a transcript of the gene psmd11b, whose product is annotated as proteasome 26S subunit, non-ATPase 11b. The record is from RefSeq and is a predicted model, not a curated record. The transcript has 13 exons. The coding region runs from base 44 to 1312 and encodes 422 amino acids. Lineage: Eukaryota; Metazoa; Chordata; Actinopteri; Holocentriformes; Holocentridae. Gene Ontology annotation, molecular function: protein binding.
CCUUGGACGUAAUUUUCACACAAGCAGCAUUUGAAUAAGGAAGAUGGCGGCUGCAGCAGUGGUUGAGUUUCAGAGAGCUCAGUCUCUCAUUAGCACGGAUCGCAACGCUUCUAUCGAUAUUCUCCAUUCAAUAGUGAGGAGAGAUGUUCAGGAGAACGAUGAGGAAGCUGUCAGGGUUAAAGAACAAAGCAUCCUGGAGCUGGGGACCCUCCUGGCCAAGACAGGACAGGCUGCAGAACUAGGGGGUCUGCUGAAAUUUGUGAGGCCUUUCCUGAUCUCUAUCAGUAAGGCCAAGGCGGCCCGGCUGGUCCGUUCUCUGCUGGACCUCUUUCUUGACAUGGAGGCAGCCACAGGACAAGAGGUGGAGCUGUGUCUUGAAUGCAUUGAGUGGGCAAAGGCUGAGAAGAGGACCUUCCUACGACAGGCUUUGGAGGCACGACUGAUCUCACUCUAUUUUGACACCAAAAGAUACCAGGAGGCCUUGGCACUUGGCUCCCAGUUACUUCAGGAGCUGAAGAAGAUGGAUGACAAAGCUUUGUUGGUGGAGGUUCAGCUCCUGGAGAGUAAGACAUACCACGCUCUGAGUAACCUGCCCAAGGCACGUGCCGCCCUCACCUCAGCCAGGACGACCGCCAACGCCAUCUACUGUCCCCCAAAGCUUCAGGCAGCGCUGGACAUGCAGUCAGGGAUCAUCCAUGCGGCAGAGGAGAAGGACUGGAAGACGGCUUACUCCUACUUCUUUGAGGCCUUCGAGGGCUACGACUCCAUCUACAGUCCCAGAGCCAUCACAGCACUCAAAUACAUGCUUCUCUGCAAGAUUGUGCUCAACUUACCAGAGGAGGUACAAGGCCUGAUCAGUGGUAAACUGGCCCUGCGGUACGCCGGUCGCCAGACAGAUGCAUUGAAAUGUGUUGCCCAGGCCAGCAAGAACAGAUCAUUAGCAGACUUUGAAAAGGCCCUAACAGAGUACAGAGCAGAACUGAGGGAUGACCCCAUCAUCAGCACCCACCUGGCUAAGUUGUAUGACAGCCUGCUGGAACAGAACCUCAUCCGAGUCAUCGAACCCUUCUCCAGAGUACAGAUAGAACACAUAUCAGGUCUCAUCAAACUGUCAAAGGGGGAUGUUGAGAGGAAACUAUCACAAAUGAUCCUGGACAAGAAGUUUCAUGGAAUCCUUGACCAAGGCGAAGGUGUCUUGAUCAUAUUUGAAGAGCCCCCAGUGGACAAAACAUAUGAAGCAGCUUUGGAAACUAUUCAGAAUAUGAGCAAAGUCGUGGAUUCACUCUACAACAAAGCCAAGAAGCUAACAUAGAACAAAUGGUGACCACAGCAGUGCGGUGGAGGAACUGUGUGUGUGUGACCAGCGUGUGUAACGUUUUAAGAAGGGGACAAGGGAGAGUGAAGUCCCACAAACUGCAACAAACAGGAUUCCCAAAUCAAGGUCCCCCCCUCUCCCUCAAUGGACAAUUUCAUCACUUCUUCUCUUUUUUUUCCUUUCAUUUUGAUAUCCAUUCAGGAUUCUAUAUAACACUCAGCGGCCAGAGCAGGCCAUCAGGGAAUAUUGUACAACCACAAUAAAAAGAUUAACAAGUUAAAGUAUACAUAUAUGUUUAUAUCUCCUAUAGAAUAAAUGUUGGGCUUACAAAGCCUUAAGCUGACUCCACUGCAACCUCAAAGGUGCAACAUCGACCUCGGGAGCCUCAGACCCUGCGACUAACUGUACAUGCAGGGACCAGGCUUUUUCUUUGUUCUGGUUCAUAUCUUUCAGAAGCACAUUGUUAAGUUUUUGGAAGGUUGGGAUACUCCUUGGGAUACUCUGGCAAUUGAAUUUUGGUCAAAGAGCUCCCUCUAGCUCUUACGUUUUUGCUCACCAUAUCAAUGCCAACAGUCAGUCCCCACUGGAUUUCAAACAGCUGUUAAAUUAACUUUAUUUGGUUUGUGUUUUUUUGUUGUUGUUGGUGGUGUUUGAAAGUUAAAAAAACAAAACAAAUUAAAUUGAUUGCCCCAUUUCUGCCCCUCUUACUCGUGUAAGGACAUAGAGCAAAUAGGAUGCCAUUUCACCACUAGUGCCCCUUUUUUGCCCUUCUGUUUGCCUCCGCAUUUGGGUGCAAUAAAAAUUAGGGGUGCAGAAGUGGAGUCUAUUCAUUGCCUCUGAGCUUCUAUGUCUUAUCCCCAAAUGAGCAAUUCUCCAUUGUUAGUUUCUAGCACUAGUGUGAUAUGCUAGUAACCAAACAAUUUGUAUGGUUUUGAUUUUUUUGUUGUUUUCAUUUAUAAAGUCAUUUUCAAAAUAAAUAUUUUGUAUUUUAAUGAUUUUUGUCUUGCCUCUUGCAAAAAAAAAAAAAAAAAAAAAAAAUCACUAAUUUAUGGUGAUUUGACCUGGUAACUGUUUUGAUUUGACCACUUACUAUGGUGUUCUGCUGUUUUUUGAGGGUAAGAGGACUUUGGAGUUCUUUGUGUUGACAAAGUGUGUUUUGAGAUGAACCUUAGGAUGGGAGUGUGAUAGACAAUGUGUACAACACUGGUGAGGAAAUGUGCCUGUAGUUUCUUACGAAUGGGGGGUGGGGAAAGCAAAGGGAAGACAUCAGUGUCAGUAAGAAAGAAUCCUUACUAAAAUCUGCCCACGGGAAUUGAGAUGUUCACACUGUAUGAAGUAUGAAAUUCACUCAAGAUUCUCUUUCUCCUGUCGGUAAACUGGUCACCUGAUUGAAAAAAGCCACAUCACAUCAAAGGGCAUUAAAUCACAGUUUAAAUGACAGCUUUGGAUUGUCUUUUUGUUUUGAUUUUUACACAAAGCAAUGUGAAAUUGUUGUUUACCUAACCUAAUGCCAGACUUGGGGAAAGGGCAUGGACUUUACUGUACAAUGCCAUUUUUAUCAAGGCUUGGUUUCUCAGAGCUGGGCUUCAGUGACCAGAGCUCCUGUCAACCGUUGUAAUCCAAUGUGCAUCGCUGGCCUUAAUGCCUAGAUGCUAUCUGAGAGCCACCAGGCCGUGUUUUCCAUCUCUCAGUUCAGAUGGUGUGUUUCCUUGUGCACUAUCAGUCAUAACUUGUGUUUAUCUUUGUACCACAGUGCUCAGACAAGUGCCAUAACGUGCAGAAAUGGUGUCUCUCUUUUCUUUUUUCUUUUCUUUUUUUUUAAAUUUUGUUUUCCCUUUCAGAGCCAUGACAACAAGAAGCACAGUCACGUUAUCAUAACACCUUUUCACAAACUGGAGGUGUUCACAGCUGUCAUGCCUAUUUUAGGAGGAGGAAGUUUCAGGGAUGUUCAGUUCCCUAAAAUUGCAAGCCUCAAAAUUAUUCUGCCAUCAAGAGAUCCUUGUUGGAUUUGAUGCCCUUAUGUAUAUGUGUUUACAAAAGUACAGCCUCUUUUCACAGUGUCCCAUGUUAUCCCAAAUAAAGGCAUCCCAAUGAAAUGUUUUACUAUUAUUCACAUUCUACAAAUUUGUAAUAUAGCCCGUUAGCCAUUCACAGCUUCAUUUUAUUUUACAAACCAAAAAUAAAGUAUUGUUGAUUGUUUUUGGAUUUAUAUACACAUCAGUAACAAAUGUACAAGCGGUUCUUGCUGACCAACAAUUACCGAGUCUAGCUAUCUGAUGUUCAGAUGAGUUCAAAUAAAAUCUUUUUUUUUUUUUUCUCUC